Messenger RNA from Penicillium longicatenatum, 1971 nucleotides. RefSeq lists its product as uncharacterized. NCBI's taxonomy places the organism in Eukaryota, Fungi, Ascomycota, Eurotiomycetes, Eurotiales, Aspergillaceae. Bases 1 to 1971 code for a protein of 656 amino acids. The record is from RefSeq and is a predicted model, not a curated record. The transcript is spliced from 3 exons. Gene Ontology annotation, molecular function: ADP binding.
AUGGUGCCCGAGUUAGACCGAAGACCCGAGGAUGGUGAAUGCGAAUUUGAAGGCUUCAGUGACGAAGAUGAGGAUGAAAUGGAGGUCGAGUUCAUGAGUCAAUACAGUAGGUCUGCCGAAUCAAGUGAUCUGGAAAACGAUUCGGACGUUGAAGAAAGUGACUCGCCAUCGGAUAAUGAGUCCGACUAUAUCGCUUCUACAGUACCAGCCGAAAUACCGGACAGUAACAUCAUCACUCCCGCCAAUGAUGAACACUUCGUCCCAGACCAUACGGGAAUUUCUUCAUCAUCCCACUCUUGUUGUCAAGAAACCGAGUUCUGGUUUCUGAAAUCAGACAGCCUGGACUACUGUCUAGUUGAGGUUGAUGAAGACGAACCAUAUUUGCAAGAUCUGCCUAUCCUCUGCCGUGAAAACAUUGGCCAACUCGGCUCCGAAUCAGUCGAUGUUACAGCAGCUACGUGCUCCGGAAAUAUUCUUACGGGUGUCCUGUCCCCAUAUCUGUCAUUGAUUCGCCUCCCAAAUGCCACACGAUACACAAAUAUCUUAUCAGUGCGGUUUGAAGGAUGUCUCCAGCAGGGAGAUUCCGGCUCAAUGGUUCGAGACGCCAGAACUGGGAUGAUAUAUGGUCACAUAAUCGCAGGUGACCCAGGAUCUAAAGUUGCAUUUAUCGUCCCUGCUGUCGAUGUGUUCAAUGAUGCUAUGGAAAAAUUCACACACAUUGAUGAAGCUUCUGUGAAAUGUCAUGCUAGAAAAUGGACAGAUCAGGCGGAAUCAACUAAAAGCCGCUGGGAAAAUCCAGAACUGUCCAUCCAAAAAUUUUGGAAAUUCCCAUCUUACCGCGAGAAUUCUAUUCCCGAUGGUUCCACAAUCCACCUUCGCAGAGUGCCUUGCUUCUCUCUUCCAAGGCCGCGAGAAGGGUAUGCGACAGCAGUAGCGGCAGCCUACGCUAAAGAAUCUCAUUCGGUGGUCCCUAUCGAUCAGGUCAAUGAUACUACAAUGGCACGAGACCCUCUAGAAGACUCUGUUCACCGCUUCAAUGUCCCACUAGACCUUACUGCAGUGCCUACAGUUGAAAGCUUUGUAAGGCGACAAGACGAGCUGAAGCACCUAUGGCAGUACUUACAGCCAGUGGAUCCACAAUCACGGAAAGUAGCCGUCCUUCAUGGCCUCGGAGGGAUAGGAAAGACACAGCUAGCUAUCCGCUUCGCCAGAGAUCACAAACACGAUUUCACUGCCAUUUUCUGGCUUAAUGGCAAGGAUCGGGUUACACUCCUACAAUCUUUGAGCUCUAAUUUAUCCCGGUUACCAGGAAAAUCCCAGAACAAGGAGGCGAUCAACGAAGAGGAAGUGAAGAAGCGAGCGAGAGAGGUCUUACAGUGGCUAGCAUUAGAGGGCAAUUCACGCUGGCUAGUCAUUUUCGAUAACAUCGACCAAUACUCUUCUGACAACAACAGCGCUGCUGACGAGACAUAUGAUACUGGAGAUUUCUUCCCUAUAGCUGACCAUGGUUCUAUUCUGAUUACCUCUCGCCUUCAGGAAUCGACUGAGCUAGGAAAGUCAUUUAUGCCUCAAACUGGAACAAGCGCCAUUGAGUACUUGCAUUGUUACCAAGCAUCUGAUCCCGACAUCGCAGCGCUCGACAAUAAUUCACUGCAUAUUCGCAAGGCGCCUGACUUCUCUCUUCCAAAGCCACGAGAAUACCAAACUUGGGAGCCGGUGGGGGGAUACACUGUCGGUUGGAUUUGCUCAUUGGACACCGAGUAUGCCGCCGCCGGAGCCAUGCUUGACGAAGGAGAAGAUUACCCAUCUUCAUAUCAAACGCACAAAAGUACUAGCUAUUCACGCACCAAGGAUAGAAAAUGGGUUCUGGAUCAAUCAGAAUUACAAGCAUGGAAAUCUAAACCUGACAGCAACCUCUUGUGGCUCCGUGGAAACCCUGGUGCUGAGUAUCUAUAUGAAGGUGAGAACUAG